UCUAUGGCGGCCUCCCCACAACACUGUGCAGCGGGAAAACCGGGUCAGUUUUAGCCCGGAAGGGUGAAGAAGGACUGUGAGGGGGGUGUGUGUGGCUCUAAUACGUUUUUACUUUAUCCAGGGUAAACGGUGUGUAUAAGUGUUGUGGAGAAUAAUUUCUGUCCUAAAGCUAAGAAAGGGUGCUGAAUUCUGAGAAGACUGGUUGCCAUGGUUUCCACGCAUGGUGACGUGAGCAGGAACAGGAAGUAGCUCGAGCAGUAACAGUGGUGGUGCCCAUCUGGAGAAGCCGUGAAUAAAAGGUAAUGAUGAGCACCUCUGGUGGGGUGGUGACCAGUCGUGGACGGCGUUUCAAAUGGGCUAUUGAGUUGAGUGGUCCGGGCAGUGGAAGCAGGGGCCGGAGUGACCGGAGUGGUGGCCAGGGGGACACCCUCUAUCCCAUUGGCUACUCGGACAAGCAGGUGCCAGAUACGAGCGUCCAGGAAACAGAUCGCAUCCUGGUGGAAAAGCGCUGCUGGGAUAUCGCUCUGGGGCCCCUGAAGCAAAUCCCUAUGAACUUGUUUAUCAUGUACAUGGCAGGCAAUACAAUCUCAAUCUUCCCCACCAUGAUGGUCUGUAUGAUGGCCUGGAGGCCCAUCCAAGCACUCAUGUCCAUUUCUGCCACCUUCAAGUUACUUGAGAGCUCAAGCCAGAAGUUCCUGCAGGGUCUGGUGUAUUUAAUUGGCAACCUUUUAGGGUUGGCCUUGGCUGUUUACAAGUGCCAGUCAAUGGGGCUGCUGCCAACUCAUGCCUCUGAUUGGCUAGCUUUUAUUGAGCCACCCGAGCGCAUGGAAUUCACAGGUGGGGGUCUAGUGUUAUGACCCAACCCAGUUCCAGAAACCAGCUGCUGCUUUAGAUCUCUGGCUCACCACUGUAGAAAUGCUCUUCCUUCAACUAUCUAAUAAAACUGCUGGGUCCUAAAGUAAGCGUUGCCGCUCUGUGGAAUAGCAGAUGAAGAUUCAUAAAGAAAAGGAUAACAGAAUAUGAAGGACUGAUAUGUUUUGCAGGGGGAGGAGCAGAAGGCUCAUCCUACCAUGUACUUCCACCUUCUCUGUUAUGGUGAAAGCAGAAUAAAAGUGUUACACACAUUUA
This is a messenger RNA of Rhineura floridana, 1128 nucleotides long. It is a transcript of the gene EMC4, whose product is annotated as ER membrane protein complex subunit 4. The transcript is spliced from 6 exons. Bases 303 to 857 code for a protein of 184 amino acids. The record is from RefSeq and is a predicted model, not a curated record. Gene Ontology annotation, cellular component: EMC complex. Gene Ontology annotation, biological process: protein folding in endoplasmic reticulum. Lineage: Eukaryota; Metazoa; Chordata; Lepidosauria; Squamata; Rhineuridae.